GUAUUUUAAAUGGUAAAUUUUUAGGCUUUUUAAGAAAUAAGGUAAGAAAUUACUCUGUAAAUAAAUUUGGUUACUUAAACUAUAGAAUUCACUCACCAGAAACACAUUAUAAAUAGAUUAAAAAAAAAAAAAAGACUUAUCUUAUUAUCUUACAAUGACAAUACUAAUUGUUUGCUUGUUAUAUAAAAUAACGUGACAAAUGACCAAAAUACUAACCAUAUUAUAUAUAGUCACAUAGUUAAAACAUCACCUCGUCAAUCUUUUUGUAGCAAAAUCAGGAAAUAUAUAAGUUUCUUAGACAUGUACAUACUAAAUUACCAACCAACAAUUAAUAAUUCUAUUCCAAAUGUUAUUUAAAUACUUUGCAUAUCCUCAAAAUUAAAACCAAAUCAAACCAUCAAAAAUAAAAAUACUGUAAUAUACAAGAGCGAAAUAUAUUCACCCAAAAAAAAUGGGAAUUUCGAGCAAUUUGGUAGCAUAUUGCCUUGUUAUUUUUGUGUUAUUAAGUAUUGCUGUAAAUGGACAACCAAUUGUACCAGCAUUGUUCAUAUUUGGAGAUUCAGUAGUUGAUGUGGGUAAUAACAACGAUCUUCAUACAAUUGUGAAGUCGAAUUUUGCUCCUUAUGGUAGAGAUUUUUCCCAUCAUAAGCCUACAGGAAGAUUUUGCAAUGGCAAACUUGCUACUGACUUUACUGCUGAAACUAUAGGAUUUACAUCUUACCAACCAGCAUACCUAAGCAUAGAUGCGACGGGGAAAAACCUGCUGAUUGGAGCCAAUUUCGCCUCUGCUUCUUCAGGGUAUCAUGCCAGUACACCCAAGAUAUAUAGCACAAUUUCAUUGAGCGAGCAGCUGGAACAUUACAUGGACUACCAGAAGAAAUUAGUGUCACUUGCAGGAAAAACCAACGCGACAUCAAUAAUUACAGAGGGAAUUUAUCUGAUUAGUGCUGGAAGCAGUGAUUUCCUUCAGAACUAUUACAUCAACCCUCUUCUCUACAAGCUUUACUCUCCUGAGGCAUUCUCUAACCUUCUUGUACAAGAAUUUGCACAACUUGUUCGCAAGUUGUAUUGGCUUGGAGCAAGAAAAGUAGGGGUAACGUCGCUACCACCUCUAGGAUGCUUACCGGCUGCAAUCACCAUAUUUGGAAAGGACAGUAAUGAAUGUGUAGAUCACAUAAACAAAGACGCAAUUACGUUCAAUGAUAUGCUUAAUUCUACUGCAAAGGAGCUGCAGACACAGCUUAAAAAUCUUACUUUGGUGGUCUUUGAUAUUUACCAGCCACUUUACGAGUUGGUCACUAAGCCUGAAGACAAUGGGUUUGUUGAGGCAAGAAAGGCAUGUUGUGGAACAGGAUUGCUAGAAACAUCAUAUCUAUGCAAUGCAAAGUCGCCAGGAACCUGUAAAAACGCGUCUGAGUAUGUAUUCUGGGAUGGUUUUCAUCCAACAGAAGCCACCAAUAGAAUUCUGUCUGAUGAUCUUAUUGCAGCUGCCGUUUCCCUUAUCUCUUAGAAUUUCUUUCAAAAAUUGCGUAUCAGUUGUUUAAGAUAUGUUUUUCUAUACAAUUACUAUCAGAAUAUGUAUUUUACAUUUACAUAUAAAAGUGUGUGAAAUUGGAUCACAUUUUGUCUUUGUUAAACUCAGUACAAGUUGUUUGAAAAAGGUUUGGUUUGAUAAAAUUUUAUAUGAAU
Messenger RNA from Chenopodium quinoa (quinoa), 1689 nucleotides. Its product is annotated as GDSL esterase/lipase At5g22810-like. The record is from RefSeq and is a predicted model, not a curated record. Gene Ontology annotation, molecular function: hydrolase activity, acting on ester bonds. NCBI's taxonomy places the organism in Eukaryota, Viridiplantae, Streptophyta, Magnoliopsida, Caryophyllales, Amaranthaceae. Bases 452 to 1510 code for a protein of 352 amino acids. The transcript is spliced from 5 exons.